AUGUUAAAGAAUCUUUCAAAAGGAUUUCCAUCUCUUAUAAAUAAGAGAUCAUUUUCAACAAUUAAUGAAAAUCCAUUAACAAGAAUUCAUCAUGGUUCACGUACACAAACAACAGGAUUAGUAGCAACAGUAUUUGGAGCAACAGGAUUCACUGGUAGAUAUUUAGUACAAUUAUUAGCACGUACAGGUAUUCAAGUAGUUGUACCAUACAGAUGUGAAGAUGAAGGUUUUCGUGAUCUCAAGGUGUUGGGCGAAUUAGGUCAAAUCAUUCCAGUUCGUUUCGAUAUUAGAGAUAGCGAAUCAAUUGAAAGAGCAAUUUCACACUCAAACAUUGUCAUCAAUAUGGCUGGUCGUGAUUAUGAAACUCGUAAUUUCUCACUCGACGAUAUCAAUGUUCAUGCAGCAUCUCGUAUCGCUGAUUUAAGUAAAAAUGUUGAGAAAUACAUUCACGUAUCAACCUUGAGAGCAUCCGAAGACUCUCCAUCCCAUUUUUCACGUUCAAAAGCAAUCGGUGAAAAAUUAACAAGAGAAAUCAUUCCAAAUUGUACAGUAGUUAGACCAUCAAUCAUCUUUGGUGAUGAAGAUAAAUUCAUUAACAAAUGGUCAAAAGUCUCUCAAAAUUGGCCAUUCAUUCCAAGAUAUAAUCAACAACAUAAAAUUCAACCACUUCAUUGUUACGAUUUAGCAAGUGGUAUUUUAUCAAUUUUGGAAACACCAGGUACAAGUGGUAAAGUUUAUGAAUUUGCAGGUGAUGAAGUAUUUACAUGGGAUGAAUUUUUAGAUAUGAUUAUUGAUGGUACAGCUCAAUACAGUAAAUUAAAUAUUCCAGUUUCAAAUGAUUUCAUGAAAUUCAUCUCUGAACAUUUAUUAGAAAGAUUCGCUCGUAAUCCAAAUUUCAUUAAAGAUCAAAUCGAUUAUCAUAAUCAAGAUAUGACCACUACUGUUGGUGCAUUAACUUUGAAAGAUUUAAAUGUUACAACUACCCCAAUUCAAGAAAAAUUAAUUAGACUUUCUAGAAUGUACAGACCUGGUAAAUUCUUCAAUGCUAUUGCAAAUCCACAAAAUAAAUAA
Messenger RNA from Dictyostelium discoideum AX4, 1071 nucleotides. It is a transcript of the gene ndufa9, whose product is annotated as NADH dehydrogenase [ubiquinone] 1 alpha subcomplex subunit 9, mitochondrial. The coding region runs from base 1 to 1071 and encodes 356 amino acids. The record is from RefSeq and is a predicted model, not a curated record. Lineage: Eukaryota; Evosea; Eumycetozoa; Dictyosteliales; Dictyosteliaceae. The transcript has 3 exons. Gene Ontology annotation, cellular component: mitochondrial matrix.